CAUUUUCCCACCUUGCCUCUCUGAAUCUCACAUCUAAACAAAGGAUACCCCGUGAGGCUAGUUUAAUCUCCCCUUUUUGUGAUACCCCAUAUUCUUGAUACCCAUUCUUUCACUUCUUCACCCAUUCACAAUGGCCGACGCCCAGAAGCCCGUUGAGGUCCCUGAGACUGCGCCUACCGUCACCGAGGCUGCAGAGACGACGCCAGCGCCUGUUGAGAGCACUCCCGUCGCUACCGACGCUACCCCGGCAGUCGAGGAGACCAAGGCCACCGAGGCCCCGGCACCGGCCGAGGCUACUGCUGCCGAGACACCUGCGCCGGCUGAAGAGGUCAAGCCUGUGGAGGAGGGCACCCUAGAGCACAAGGCCGCUCCCGCAAGCUUCCCCAAGAACUUGAUCUACUCCAAGCAGCACUUCUGGUUCGGCACCGACGCUAUUCCGUCUGAGAAGCUCGCAACCUACCUAAAGAGUGAAAAGGCGGCCGAGACUGCUCACCACGUUGUUUCUUGGGCUGCUCAGACCGGCCAGGGUCUGCUUUUCUUUGGCAAGGAGGCUGACAAGACGACGCCCCAUGGCGCCAUCCAACUGGCUGAGGCAUCUGAGCCCACGACCGAGGGUGCCAACAAGUUCACCGUCGUCUCCAAAGGCCACAAGCACACCUUCAAGGCAGCCAACGCCGCCGACCGUGAUAACUGGGUCGCCCAGCUAAAGCUCAAGAUUGCGGAGGCCAAAGAGCUUGCUACCACCGUCACCGAGUCCGAGACUUACAAGAGCACCUUGGAAAGCUUCAAGCCUGCUAAGAAGGAGGAGAAGCCCGUCGCUCCCACCACUGAGGCGGUUGUUGAGACCCCUGCUGCCACCGAGGCUCCCAAGGAGGAGACUGCCGCCCCCGUUGAGGAGGCCAAGGAGGAGCCUAAGGAAGAGAAGAAGGAAGAGAAGAAAGAGGAACCUAAGCGUCGCUCGGCUUCCCGCAAGCGUGCUUCCAUCUUCGGCAACUUGCUUGGCAAGAAGGAGGAGAAGGAAGUCAAGAAGCCCGAAGAGACUCCUGCCGCCGCCACUGAGGCUCCCGCUACUGUAGAGACACCUGCCGUUGAGCCCGUUGUUGCCACUGAGGCUCCUGUCGAACCUGUUGCUGCAACGGAGACCCCUGCGGUCGAGACUCCUGCUGCUGUUGAGGAGAGCAAGCCCCUCGAGUCUCCCAAGGAGAAGCCCAUACCCACGAAGCGCUCCAGCAUCUUUGGAAACCUGUCUUUUGGCCGAAAGAAGUCGGAGAUUGCUGAGGCUGCCCCUGCUACUCCCGCAAAGGAUACUGCCCCGGUCACUGAGACGGAGCCUGUCGCCGAGAACGCGCCAGUGAUUCCUCAGGUUGAGACCUCUGAGCCCCUCAGUACUGAGGUUGCAUCUCCCGCCAAUGUCCCUACUGAAACCGUCGACGCUACUCCUGCCACUAAUGGCGAGACCAAGAAGGAGAUGAAGACCGACAAGCGCAAGUCUAGCUUGCCUUUCAACUUCGGAAAGAAGGAGAAGUCGGGCGCCUCUGAUGAGGAGGGUGAAAAGGUCAAGUCGCCUCCCUUGUUCUCCAAGCUCCGUCAAACCAUGAAGGGCAAGGCCAAGGCCGACAAGCCCGCCGAGAAGGUCGAGGAUAAGCCCAUUGAGGAGGAGACUCCUGCUGCCGCUGAGGCUCCCGCCAGCGAAGCUCCUGCCGCCGCUGAGGCCUCUGAUGCCACCCCGGCCGCCGAGGAGUCGAAGGGACCUGCUGUUCCUGCUACUGCUCCCGUCACCGCUGCCGCAUAGGACAGGACGUGGUGACGCUGCCACAAAGUGAUUUGGCGUAACUUCAAUCUAUUGGCUGAAGUUACGGUGGAACGCGCCCGGCCAUUCCUGGUUAUUGUCACGGGAAUGACUAGUGAUUGUUCCAAGUUCA
Pseudomassariella vexata is the source of this 1922-nucleotide messenger RNA. RefSeq names its product Pleckstrin homology domain-containing protein. Bases 131 to 1792 code for a protein of 553 amino acids. NCBI's taxonomy places the organism in Eukaryota, Fungi, Ascomycota, Sordariomycetes, Amphisphaeriales, Pseudomassariaceae. The transcript is spliced from 3 exons. The record is from RefSeq and is a predicted model, not a curated record.